ACUGAUAACACCCUCCUCCACCCACUAACUUCUCUAGAGCUAUUCAUCUUUAUCCGUCUGAUCCUCAUCAUAAUCAUCAUCAAAAACAUCCAAGGGAUUGGGAAUGGGAGACGGCACAGCGACUUGUAUUGAUAUUCUCCUGGCAAUUAUUUUGCCUCCACUUGGUGUCUUCCUCAAGUUCGGCUGCAAGGUUGAAUUCUGGAUAUGUUUGCUGUUGACAAUCUUUGGUUACAUACCUGGAAUUAUCUAUGCCAUCUACGCCAUCACCAAGGACUGAUCCAUCCUCUCUCUUCCUCCUUCCCCUAUUUCUCUUGGUGAAAUAUGCAAAUAAUGAAGAUUGAAGGGGGCAUAAAGUAUAUUUGUGCUUUUUAGAUGGAGAGUGGUGAUUGAUUUGGUUUGGUGUUAGGCUGCAUGACCCUUUCUUCUUUCUAUUUUGCUUUGACCUAUUAUUAUUCUCAUUUUAUUUUAUUUUAUGUGUGAUUAUGUGAUUAAUUUAUCUAUCUUUUAAUUAGCUGUCGCCCCAUUUCGACUGUUAAGUUUUAUUAGUGUACUGUAAUUAUGAUGUCCUUUUUUUAACUUUCUGUUUAAAUAUUUGUCGUAAAGCAGGAUAUAUGGUGUGAUGUAUUCAUUGCUUUUUUUGGUUCAGAUUUCA
This is a messenger RNA of Sesamum indicum (sesame), 652 nucleotides long. RefSeq names its product Low temperature and salt responsive protein family. The record is from RefSeq and is a predicted model, not a curated record. Gene Ontology annotation, cellular component: membrane. NCBI's taxonomy places the organism in Eukaryota, Viridiplantae, Streptophyta, Magnoliopsida, Lamiales, Pedaliaceae.